CCUCCUCCUGCUCGCCCGAAUCUAGUGCUCGUGCUUGUUGGAUUGCUGUCGUUGAUCUGAUCCCGUUCACCGGUCUGCUGGGAGAAGUCUGCUCGGAAAAGUGUUCUCUUCCUGCUCGUCCGAACCUAGUGCUUGUGCUUGCUGGAUUGCUGUCGUUGAUCUGAUCCCGUUCGCCGGUCUGCUCCAAGAAGUCUGCUCGGAAAAGUUGACGGAUUCACCCAUGGCCAUUGGGGAGAUUUUUUUGAGUGCCUUCCUUCAAGUCCUGUUCCAGAAGUUGGCUUCUCUGGGAUUGAGCUAUGCGCAAAGGGAAGGAGCACCGCCCUUCUCUGGAAUCAGGAUCGACCAGCUCAAUAAGUGGAAGAAGAUGCUGGACACCAUCAAUGCAGUGCUGGAUGAUGCAGAGGACAAGCAACUGAGCGGUAAAGGUCCAGUGAAGCUAUGGCUAGGCGAUGUUCGGGACCUGGCCUAUGACAUGGAAGACUUGCUCGACGAGUUCGGGAUUGAAGCCGCCCAAGCCAAGUCAGAGGCAGAAUCAAGCAAAAGCGGAGGUCUGGUGGAAUGGAAGUUCCCUUUCGGUAGCCAGUAUAAAUCCUCCAUAUCGAAUCCAAACCCGCGCUCGCUCGUGUCUGAAACUGAGGUACAGAAGAUUAAUGAUAGGUUGGAAGAGAUCGUCACCAGGAAGGCUCAACUAAGCUUAAUAGAGAAUGUUGUGAACAGAUCUGCCAACGCUGACAAAAGGCUCCCCAGCAGUUCUCUGCCGGAACCUCGAUUUUUCGGCAGGGAGAAGGAAGAAGCAGAAAUACUUGAACUAUUGACCGGUGAAGCGAAAAAUGCUGAUUCCACAUUGAGAAUAGUCCCCAUAAUUGGGAUGGGCGGUAUUGGAAAGACGGCCUUGGCUCAACGGUUAUAUAAUGAUGCCGGAGUGAGUGGCUAUUUCGAGAGGAGAGCAUGGGUUUGUGUUUCAGACAUCUUUAAUGUCAUCAACAUAACAAAGACUAUUUUGCGGUCGAUCACCGGGUUGUCCAACGAGGGCGAAGAUCUUAACGGGCUUCAAGUUAAGUUGAAGGACAAUCUAUCGUGGAAGAAGUUUCUUGUGGUUUUAGACGAUGUCCGGAAUGAAAACUAUGGAGAAUGGACUGCCCUUUUGAAGCCAUUUGAAGCGGGGGCUAAGGGAAGCAAGAUAAUCGUCACGACUCGCAAUCGUGCUGUUGUUUCCAUAACAGGAGCUUUGCCGUAUCCUUUGGAGGAGUUGUCCCUUGAUAAUUGUACAAGCUUAUUAGCCUUUCAUGCUCUUAGAGCAACAAAUUUUGAGAGGCACCCGGAUCUUGAAACAAUUGGCAAGAAAAUAGCUGAAAAAUGUAAAGGUUUACCUUUGGCCACAAAGGUGUUGGGCGGUCUCCUACGUGAUAAACGGAAUCCCGAUCAAUGGGAAGCUAUCUUAAAUAACAAAAUGUGGGAUCUUCCGAUGGGAGAGAAUGAUGAGGUUCUUCGAGUUUUGAAAUUGAGUUAUGUCCACCUUCCUACUUAUCUAAAGAGAUGUUUUGCUUAUUGUGCAGUAUUUCUCAAGGAUUACGAAAUUGAGAGGGAUGAGCUGGUACUCUUAUGGAUAGCAGAGGGCUUUUUAGAUGGACAUAAAGCAAAGGAGAAUAUCUUGAAAUUGGGACAGAAUCACUUUGAUGAGUUAGUAUCCGGAUCAUUUCUUCAACAAUCAAGUGUCGACACGUCUAAGUUUUCAAUGCAUGAUCUUUUGAAUGAUCUAGCAAAGUCAAUUGUGGGUGGGACAUUCUUUAGCUUUGGGGAGUCUCAAUCGGCAGAUAUCAUUUGUAUUGGCAAAAUCUCUUGGAAGGAUCACUUGUGAAUGCUGUGGAGGGAGUUCCGGAACAGAAGCUUCAAGCUCACUUGUGUUCCUUUGGUCUGCCUGGAAAUCUUGUGCUUCAAUCAAUAUAUCCGAUC
Molecule: messenger RNA, 1953 nt
Organism: Rhodamnia argentea
Lineage: Eukaryota; Viridiplantae; Streptophyta; Magnoliopsida; Myrtales; Myrtaceae
Product: putative disease resistance RPP13-like protein 1
Exons: 5
Coding region: 221-1858 (545 amino acids)
Biological process (GO): defense response to other organism
Molecular function (GO): ADP binding
Source: RefSeq, a predicted model, not a curated record